Messenger RNA from Penicillium brasilianum, 999 nucleotides. Lineage: Eukaryota; Fungi; Ascomycota; Eurotiomycetes; Eurotiales; Aspergillaceae. The record is from the annotation of a GenBank genome assembly.
AUGUCGCGCUACGUUGAAGCUCACGCCAAGCCAAACGGCCCUGGCGAUACUCGCCCGACGGCCCUGCAAAUCAUCAAGGACGAGGACGUUGAGGGCAAGCUCAAGGGCGAAGUCAUUGUCAUCACCGGUACGUCUUCUGGCAUCGGCAUCGAAACCACUCGCGCCCUGGCCACCACCGGUGCCACUCUCUUUCUCACGGUUCGAGACGUCACCAAGGCCCAAUCUGCCCUCGCUGGUAUCUUUGAACCUUCCCGCAUGGAGAUUAUCGAGAUGGACCAGGCAACUCUCUCUUCGGUUCGCACCGCAGCUGCAGCCAUUCUCGCCAAAACCUCCAAGAUUCACCUUCUUGUGAACAAUGCCGGCAUCAUGGCCAUCCCCGACCUCCGCCUAACCGCUGAUGGCCACGAACUCCAAUUCGGCACGAACCACCUUUCGCAUUUCCUCUUCUACAAGCUCUUGGAACCCGCUCUCCUGGCUGCCGCCUCCCCCGACCUCCCGUCCCGUGUCGUCAAUCUCGCUUCCUCAGCCCACAAUGUCCAGGGGAUCAAUGACCCCGACAAUUACAACUUCCAGAAAGGCGGCUAUGACCCCAGUGUGGCCUACGGGCAAUCCAAGACGGCCAACAUUUACAUGGCGAACGAGAUCGAGCGCCGCUAUGGCUCGCGCCACCUACACUCCACGAGCGUCCAUCCCGGCCUUGUGCAGACAGGACUGACCCAGCAUAUGCCCCCGGGUGCCUUCAAGGGUAUGGAGUUCUUGUACCCCACCAUGAAGAGCGUUGAGCAGGGUGCUGCAACAUCGGUAUGGGCGGCCGUCGGCAAGGCAUGGAAACAUGAGGGCGGCAAGUACCUCGUUGACUGUGCCGUGGCAGAGCCGUAUGCGGAAGGAGAUGACAAGUUCUCUGCGCCUGGAUAUUCCCCGUACGCCUAUGACGUCGAGAAGGCGAAGAGGCUUUGGAUCGACUCACUCGAACUUGUAGGCUUGCGGGAUGAAGAGUAG